GGCGCAGGGACUGGAGCAAAAGUGAAGCGCAGCGCAGGGCCAGCAGCCUGGUCUCCCCGCGGUCACCAUGGAUCUGUCUCGCGCUGCCUGUCGUCUGAACGUUGUGCUGGGCCACCUCGGCCGCCCCUGGGCCGGGGCCGUAAUAGCGCACCCCACUUCAGGGACUCUUCCUUUUGCCAGUUUUCAUCCUCAACAAUUCCAGUAUACUCUGGAUAAUAAUGUUCUAAGCUUAGAACAGAGAAAGUUUUACGAAGAAAAUGGGUUUCUUGUCAUUAAAAAUUUGGUGUCUGAUGCUGAUAUUGAACGCUUUAGGAAUGAGUUUGAAAGAAUCUGCAAACAGGAGGUAAAACCAUAUGGAUUACAGAUAAUGAAAGAUGUGACCAUUGCAAAAUCAGAAUAUGCUAUAAGUGAAGAAGCAGUUACCAAGGUCCAGAAUUUCCAAGAAGAUGAGGAACUCUUCAGAUACUGCACUCUCCCUGAGAUUCUGAAAUAUGUGGAGUGCUUCACUGGACCCAAUAUAAUGGCCAUGCAUACCAUGCUGAUAAACAAACCUCCAGACUCUGGCAAGAAGACAUCCCGCCACCCUCUGCACCAGGAUCUGCACUAUUUCCCCUUCCGGCCCAGCAAUAAGAUUGUUUGUGCUUGGACGGCCAUGGAGCACAUUGACCGGAACAACGGCUGCUUGGUGGUGCUCCCGGGCACACACAAAGGCACCCUGAGGCCACAUAAUUAUCCCCAAUGGGAGGGGGGAGUUAACAUCAUGUUCCAUGGGAUCCAGGACUAUGACAAAAACAAUGCCCGUGUGCACCUUGUGAUGGAGAAGGGAGACACUGUUUUCUUUCAUCCUUUGCUCAUCCAUGGAUCUGGUCGGAACAAAACUCAAGGAUUCCGCAAGGCAAUUUCCUGCCAUUACGCCAGUGCCGACAGCCACUACGUCGAUGUGAAGGGCACUAGUCAAGAAAACAUUGAGAAGGAAUUAGUGGAAUAUAUAAAAAAAAAGAAUGGCCUUGAAGAUCUCUCUAUGAAGGAUAUUUGGAGAUUUCAAGCACGGCUUGUGAAAGGAGAAAGAAUCAACCUCUGAGACAGCCCUUUGCUAUAACUCUUUUAAAGGAAAUCAAAAUUAAACAAGGUGUCUAAGGAAAUAUUUUCUUAAUGAGAUGAUGACAUAAUCUUUUCUAUCACUUGUUAACAAAAUCAAAAUGCAUGUAUCAGAUACUUAAUUGCAUAUAGGUAAUUUUGCAGUGCAACGAUGUUGCUUUGAUGAAUAUAAAAUCAAUAAAAGUGAAAUAUUACCAUUUUAAGGAAAAUAAAGUUAGGCUUACAACCAAAUAAAUGUGAUUGCUGCAUAA
This is a messenger RNA of Artibeus jamaicensis (Jamaican fruit-eating bat), 1349 nucleotides long. RefSeq names its product phytanoyl-CoA 2-hydroxylase (gene PHYH). Gene Ontology annotation, molecular function: phytanoyl-CoA dioxygenase activity. NCBI's taxonomy places the organism in Eukaryota, Metazoa, Chordata, Mammalia, Chiroptera, Phyllostomidae. The record is from RefSeq and is a predicted model, not a curated record. The transcript has 9 exons. Bases 68 to 1081 code for a protein of 337 amino acids. Gene Ontology annotation, biological process: fatty acid alpha-oxidation.